CGGGUUUUCCCGGCGCCCGGUCCUCUCCACUGAACUCCAACCCCCGCGCGCUCUAUCAGCAUCUCAUUCCUGUCUCAAUAUGUCUCAAGAUGGCGGCCAAUGCAGGAUCGAUGUUUCAAUAUUGGAAGCGCUUUGACUUACAACAACUACAGAAAGAACUAGAUGCCACCGCCACACAGCUUGCCAACAGACAGGACGAGAGUGAACAGUCCAGAAAGAAACUAAUCGACCUGAGCCGCGAGUUCAAGAAGACCACUCCUGAGGAGUUACGGAAACAGGUUGCACCGUUGCUCAAGAGUUUCCAGGGAGAGAUUGAUGCCUUGAGUAAGAGAAGUAAAGAAGCAGAGGCCGCCUUCUUGAACGUCUACAAGAAAAUAAUUGAUGUCCCAGACCCUGUACCUGUGUUGGAGCUGGCUCAGCAGCUGCAGCUGAAGCUCCAGAGGAUGCACGACAUUGAGACAGAGAACACCAAACUUCGAGAGACACUGGAGGACUACAACAAAGAGUUCGCUGAUGUUAAAAACCAAGAGGUGACCAUCAAGACUCUGAAGGAGAAAAUCCGGGAGUACGAGCAGUCUCUUAAGAACCAAGCUGAGAACCUGGCUCAAGAAAAGCAGCUGCAGCUACACAACGACUAUGCAGAGAAGGAGAGGAAACUCGAGGAGAGCCAGGCCUCCAUGUCCACAAGGCUGGAAGAAGCUGACCACAAAGUCCAGUCCUUACAGACAGCACUUGAAACAACUCAGGCUGAGCUCUUUGAUUUGAAGACAAAGUAUGAUGAGGAAUCUACAGCAAAGGCCGAUGAGAUCGAGAUGGUGAUGACAGACCUGGAAAGAGCCAAUCAGCGAGCAGAAGCAGCUCAGAGAGAAGCGGAGGCACUCAGAGAGCAGCUGUCCUUGAGUAACCAGUCCCAGCAGCUCAGCAGCCCGCCCAAGGCCAGCCCAAACGCGGAACAGACGGCUGAGGCGGCAACCCACUCAAGUCUGGAAGCGGAGCUCAGGGCCAAAGAAAGGGAGACCGCCCAGCUGGUGGAGGACGUCCAGAGACUGCAGGCCAGCCUGACCAAACUCCGAGAGACCACCACCUCUCAGAUCACACAGCUGGAGCAACAGCUCAGCAGCAAGUCUGCGGUCCUCAAGGAGCUAGAGGAGAAACUUGAGAAGCAAGCUGACUAUGAGGAGGUGAAGAAGGAGUUGAGUAUCCUCAAGACUAUGGAGUUUGGGACAUCAGACUCUGUGCAGGAUUCUUCCAAACCUCUGGAAGUACUGCUGCUGGAGAGGAACCGCGCUCUUCAAUCGGAGAGUGCUGCUCUGCGCAUUGCCAACAGCGAGCUGAGUGGGUCAGCCGGGCGAAAAGGGACAGAAGAGUCCACAACGAAGGAGGAGGCGAACAGCGACCCCUCUUCUUCGUCCCCUCCUCCCCCUCCCUCUCUCCCUUCCUCCUCUCAGCUGCCCCUGUCUCGCACUCACAUGGACACCGUCAACACUGCCACCACCAACACCAGCGAAACACACCCUUUCACUCCAACAGGCAUUGGACAGGACCUCUACUCCCCCGUGUUCCCUCUAGUGGGUGGUAAGAUGGCUUUGAACUCCCUGAUUCAGCGGCAGCUGCUCCAGACCUUCUAUUCGAAAGCCUUGCAGGAGUCGUCUGGAAUCCACAGUGGAGCUCUGCUGUUCACCCCCUUCACUCCAACUCUCAGCUCCAUCCCUACCUCCACCCCUGGCUCAGGGUCUGCCUCCAUCCCCCUGGCAGCCAGCAGCCCCCAGCCACCUCCAGCCAGUCCAGAUAUGGCUCCCGUCAACGGGAGCAGCACCGCGGGCAGUGCCCCGUCCCCGUCACCCAGCCACUCCGACGCUACCACCGGCAGCGUUUUGGACGGAGAGGACAUGGACACAGCAGAGAUUGCCCGUCAGGUGAAAGAGCAGCUGAUCAAGCACAACAUAGGACAACGUGUGUUUGGCCACUAUGUGCUGGGAUUGUCCCAGGGUUCGGUCAGCGAGAUCCUGGCCAGACCAAAGCCGUGGAACAAGCUGACCAUCCGUGGGAAGGAGCCCUUCCAUAAGAUGAGGCAGUUCCUGGCCGAUGAGCAGAAUAUCCUCGCCCUGCGCAGCAUCCAGGGAAGGCAGAGAGAGGGCUCAGGCCAGCCCCAGCUUAGCCGAGUGUUUCAGGAUGUUCCGAAGCGGAGAACCCUCUCCGAUACUGCUUCGCACACAGGUAACAUCACUGCGCGUGUCCGUACCCCAGAGGCAGGAUCAGAUGAAGCUAUCAAGUCCAUUCUGGAACAAGCCAAAAGAGAGCUGCAGGUGCAGAAAGCUGACUUGUCCCAUGUUCAACCAUCAUAUGUGGGACUGAAAGGAGGUGGGGGAGGCGGAGUAGGAAGCGGAGGGGGCAGUGGAUCAGACGAAGCUAUCCGCUCCAUCUUGGAGCAAGCACGCAGAGAGAUGGAGGCUCAACAGGCUGCACUAGAGCCCAUCCUCAAGGCUUCGUCUUCAUCCUCAUCACUAUCUCAGAGGGAUAUGCUGAGCUCUUCUCUCACCGCCCCCCUCCCACCUUACAACCCUCUGGCUCUCUCCCUCAAGAAGCCUGCCAGCUCCCUCUUGUCCUCGCCCUCAUCCCCGUCUCCAGUUCUGGACUUCAGCUCCGGCGUGAAGCGGGAGAGAGCUUCUUCAGGGAUCGACAUGUCUGCUGAUGGAGUGCUCAGACUGGGCCGGACCUCAGAGGGCUCGUCCCGCUCCGGAAGCACGGGAGGCGUGGGUUACUGGAGAGAGCAGUGGUGGAGCAACAUGCACACGGAUUCCCGAAGGACAAUCUCCAAUCAGACAGGAGAGGAGAACCACCACCUGGAGGACUCCAAAGAGGGGAUACUGAGCGAUAGUCUGUCCCGACACAAACCUUGGAACAAGUUAAACCAGAGGAGCAGAGAGCCAUAUCUUCGCAUGCAGCCUUGGCUCAAUGGAGACCAGGGGCAAAACACACUCAUCCAACAAGCUCAGAACCAAGCAGAGGGUACUCCCAAGACAUCAGCAAGCUGCAGCCCCGCUCCCGAAUCCCCCCUCAGUUCAGCCGAGGAGUCUGUCAAUGGUCUCACUGGGGAUCCGCUUGUUUCGCAAACUUCCAGCCUCAAACCUAUGUCAGAAGAUCCCUCUGGUGGGGAGUCUCAGCCUGGCACCCCUUUGCCUCUCCCAGGUCACUCGGGUCUCAGCAUCCAGGAGAUGGUUGCAAUGUCUCCUGAGCUUGAUACUUAUGCCAUCACCAAGAAGGUUAAGGAAGUGCUAACUGAUAAUAACCUUGGCCAGCGUCUGUUUGGGGAGACAAUCUUGGGUCUGACUCAGGGCUCUGUCUCAGACCUGCUAGCCAGGCCCAAACCGUGGCACAAGCUGAGCCUGAAGGGUAGAGAGCCCUUUGUCCGCAUGCAGCUUUGGCUACAGGACCCACACAGUGUGGAAAAACUCAUGGACAUGAAACGCCUUGAGAAGAAAGCUUACAUGAAGAGGCGGCUGAGCUCCCUGAGUGACAGCCAUCCCGUGGACGGAGGUCUGGCAGGGCCAGAUUAUGUGCAGGGUUCCCAGAGCCCGGGACAUCAGCACCUGAAGAAGCCCAGAGUCGUGUUGGGCCCUGAGGAGAAGGAGGCCCUGAAACGGGCUUAUCAGCAGAAGCCUUACCCCUCCCCUAAAACCAUAGAGGAGCUGGCCUCCCAGCUUAACCUGAAGACCAGUACUGUCAUCAACUGGUUCCAUAAUUACAGGUCACGCAUUCGAAGAGAGCUCUUCAUAGAGGAGAUCCAGGCAGCUGGAGGAGUAGGGCCUGGCAGUGAGGGCGGUUCUCCUUCUCUCCGUGGGUCCAAGUCAGGAGAAGGUGACAGCUGUGAUGGGACAGAAUCCGAGGGCACAGUGGAGACUCGCCAGGGACUGGGCAUUGGCCUGGAGGACCCAAGAGGAUGCAAAGACCAUGAUAUGGAGGCUGAGUCCGAGGCGGGGGGUUCUAAUAACUCCCCCGUCCAGUUAGACUGCACCACCUCAGGCUUAGUCGGACCAGGCUCCAGCUGUGGACAGAGUGGACUGGGGCUGUUCAGUCUCACAGAGGCAUCUUCCAGUAGCUCUGCCUCUAGUACAAACAUCCCAGCCUCUGGCCCCACCAGAAACCCCAGGGACAACAAUCUGCGCAAGAAGAAAGCAGCCAAUCUCAAUAACAUCAUCCACAGGCUGGAGAAGGCUGCAAGCAAAGAGGAUCCUUCAGAGUGGGAGUUCUAGCUCCCCCUGACUGUCCCUCAUCCCUUUCGUCUCAUAACCUCACAACCUCUAACCUUGGACCCCUCCUGCUUUGUUCCAGUUGGAGGGCGGACACAGCCAAAGUCAAGCUCAGCAGCCAUUUUUAUUACAUAAAAGCUUUCCAAAAAGAGGAAAGAAGCAAAGAGUGGUUGGCAAAACCCUUAAAAAGAAGAUUUACUGAUUACAUAGAAGAACAAAAUAAGAUAACUUAAGUGUCUCUCCUUAUUAUUAUAAUUUUUUUCUUUUUUUUUUUCUUUUUUUUUUUUUUUAACUGAGUUUUGUUUUUGUACUGAGAAAAAGCACUUAGCCGUCCUGCUGGCCUCUGGCCCUGCUGUACCUCCCCCUAUCACCAGCCACUGGUGCACCAGACUGGUUAGUCCUGAGCUGGGGUCUGACCCGCAGCUGGGGUAGAAACCUGUACUCAGUAACACAGGCAAGGCCUGACACAGCAGCUGUCACAGUGAUAGACACUGAUAGAUGGUAGAUAGAGACAGGAACUCUUACAAGAACUCUCACUUUCUUAAAGGAGAUUUUUUUCCGCUCUUCUUCUCACCUCCCAAGUGUCCACAAACCUCCCCUCACUCAGUGAGACGCCUCAUUUUUCACACUGUAGAGUGACUGUUACAAACCCUUUGCCUUUUUCACUCACUGCGUGUGUGUUGUAUGUUAGGGGUUGUGUCAGUGUGCACCUGUGUGUGUGUGUGUGUGUGUGUGUGUGUGUGUAUACACACCAAAAAAUUGUAUGUAUGUGUGUGUGUGUGUGUGUUCUCUUCUCAAUGGCAGCAUGAUUUUUGUUUUGGGUUUUUUUUGUGUUAAUGUCACUCCUACACUCUUAAGAGGGUAGUGGAAGGCCUGCCGGCUGAGCUGCCAUGGUUACUAAUGUAAGACAGAUGAACUUUGACCUGUUGUGUCCCAUAUCCUAUCCUGCUGACAGCCAUGUGAUGGCCAGAAGGAUCUGCAAUUCCUCACAAAUACACGCACUCAUCUGAAGAGGAAGGAAGGAAAGAAGGAACCCUCUUUUUUGCCUCCUUAGAUCCUUCUUUUUAGGAUUGAGGAUGAUCUGUUUUUGAUACUGCAAUUUGGUUGCCAAUAAGAGAUUGCACAGUCUAUUGACUCUAAAGAGUACAAAAUAGGGAAUUUUAGAAAGCAUUUUAAAUUAGUACAAAGUAAGAACAUAAAAAAAUAAAAGAAUAAGUUACUGUUUUAAAAAAAACCAACAAAUUAGAAUGGAAUAAUAUUUCAUUGUUAAAUGAAUUCACGUAGUACUGUAGCUGUCUGACAUGGUAAUACUGCACGUGUCUCUCGUUGUUAGGUUGUGCACGUCACAGCUGCGCCCAGCACUGGAUCUGCUGGGUGUGUGUGUGUGUGUGUGUGUGUGUGUGUGUGUGCGCGUGCGUGCGUUUGUUUGUGUGUAUGUGUGUGUGUCUGUGCGUGCACAUCACUGGCAAAACUUUCUCCAUUCACAAACACGUGUUUUUAUAGGCCAAAUCAGGAAGAGUGCGUGUGAGUGUCCCGUGUGUGUCUCCUUGUGUGCAUUUGUACUUGCCUGCAUGCAAGUCAGGGUUAAGGUCAAUUCACUCAGUUGAAUUUAUGAAGUAGAUGAUGGAGAAAUGAAAUUCUUGACUGAAAAAGAAAAAAAAAAGGGUUUAAGCAAAUGAAUUGCUGAAACUUGAUUUAAUGUGUCCUUUCUGCUCGUUGCUGUCAAAGUGAGUUCACCCCGACCCUGGUGUGAGUAGUUGCCACUCUCCUCCAGUUUAUCCUGUAUCCAGGGAUGUAAGUCUUUUGCAUUAAAUUCUACUGUAUACACUACAAAUGAUAAGGCAUAUCACCACCUCCCUGUCCCACACAAGCCCUCAGUGCCUGUCAGCCCACUGCCUCCCCUUUGUGCGUGUGCGAGAUUUUGCGUGGAUGCAUGUACACGCAUGCCUGUUAAUACAUGCGUGUACACGUGUGCAAGAUUGACGAGUGUUACGUGUAUCCAACGAGUGGGGUCAUAUUUCGUAUCUACUUGCACACACUACUAGUGCACAACUGACACCCUUCUUUAAGCUGUUUGAUGCGUUACCAUUACAUUAAUCUUCUCACAAAGUAGUGUAAUACUAUGAUUUACUGUAGCUUGGUUUUAUUGCUAUUUUGCAUUUAUAGUUUGGUUUUUAUUCUGCUUAUUUAUAGGUGCUGUAUUUUUCAUUUAAUGUCUUAUCAUAUGAGUUGUCUAUUUUUUAAGGGAUUAUACUGUUCCUGAGGGCAAGUAACAUUUUUAUUAGACUUAUAGACUGCCGGCAGUAUUGGUUAAUAUUUACAAAGAUGUACUAGUUCUCGUUUGUUUGUAUAUUCAUGAAUCCUAAAGUUUAGUGUCAUUUCAAUAGCUUUUAAAAUGUGUUUGCUACAGUCCAUGCUCCCGUAAGCAUAAAGCUCUUACCACAACUCUUAUGCUCUUAAAUUGCUAGCUAGAGAAUCAAAGGACAUAUCAAGAUCAGUGAACAUAUGAUAGUCUUUAUUUUCCUGUUUCCUAUUCUCUGAUCAUCAUCUUUUUUUUUUUUUGUCUCUUUUUUUCUCGGGCACGCCCAACACUAACGCUUGGCAGAGCAUGCAGCCAAACUUUGCCCAUCCAUUAAUUAAUCAUAUUAACAUAAUUAACAGGUCCAAAUUUAUACUCUUUGUCAAAUAGGUCAAAUAAAAUUACCUUAACUUGAGAACACAUGCUAACUUGAAAGAGGUCAUAUCUGCCAAAUUGAGAUUAGAGAAGUGUACCAGCUAGCAGGUGUGCUACGCAACAUUGAGCAGAGAUAGCCAGCCUAUGAUUAUGCAGAAUUUUUAUUGCAGUUAGUAACAAAGCACUUAUGAGGAUCUUUUUAUGACUUAACCUUGGACAGGGUCUGUAAACACUACAACAAAGUACGAUCCCAGGAUACUGGGAAGUGUAUGCCUUUUUUUAAAAGAGAGAGAGAGGGAGAGAAAAAAAAAAGUGGUUGUAAACCAAGCACAGACUCUUAUCCACUUCCUAACACUAAACAUGAAAACAUAAGGUGGCUGUACCCAUUUCUUCUAUGUGAUAAACCGUAAUCCUAUCCAGCAAACUUACUUCAAACUCCAGAUAAGUGUGUGACGCAGAGAGCCGUUGUCCUGUACAUUUGUAGAUAUAAGUAACCUCCUGCUUUGGUUUCUAUUUCUAUUCAGAGUCCUGUCAGUUCCCUUUCCCUGAACGUGCAUCCAGAUCUAUUGACAAGCCUGUCAAACAAUACAGAUAUCACGAUGCCACUGCUUUUCCGACGCAUUAAUUCGAACAAAUCUGAUAAUUGUAAAACUUCUCGAUCGCCGGCUCUUCCUGCGGAGGACGGAUGUGAGACAUCCGUCCUCCGCGACCUGAAGGCCUUCUGUCUCGACUGCUUGGACUAGAAACACCACAGCAUGUGUUGCAGUGAACAAUAGCUACUGUAAAGUAGAAGCACUUAAACCAUCCGCCAUUUAAUAUCCAGAUCCGUCAGCACACCUAACCACGUGAGAUCAUCAGAUUUGUGCCUUUAACUGCCAAGCAGGGCACCAAACUAGUGAUGUCAUCAGACAUAGUUUCAACCGACUUAUUCGUGGUAUAUCUCGCACCCUGAUCUAUAUCUGUAUUCGUCAAACUUUGCAUUGGUACAAGUUUUCUCGGCUCUCUGGAAAGAGUUCGGAAGUGGAGGGAAACGGUAAUAACGUGGGGAAGCAGGGUUGUAUAUUCUUAUGGAAGAGCUGCAUUUCAGUCCAGGUCUCAUUUCAGGCAGUUGUUCUUUUCAUUUUAUUUCUCCCCUAUAAUGCAUUUCUUAUGUUGUACAUAAAUUAACUAGCAGCAAAAGGCCAGAGCAUUGAAUGAAGGAGGAAGCAUGCAGAAACAGCAUACACUGUAAUAACACUGAAUUUAUUCGUGGGGCAUUUUGUAUUUUUCUGUUUGUGUCAGGUUUGCUGUGACAUUACGGCACUACAGGUAUUGAUAAUGACGUGUGCCAAUUCUGAUGGUCAUUUCGAAAAGAGACGUGUAAAUACAGUCGAUCGAGUAGCUGACUGAUUCACUAUUGUCACAGUGUGCUUUUGUUCGAAGGCAAGAGGAGAGAAGGGACGAUUCAGGACUUUUCCAUGAUCCACAGAUAUUUUUCUACAAAUUUAAAUCAGAUGAUUCUAUACACUGUUGAAUAACAUUGUAAAGGUGUAACAGAUGCUGUAUAUCAUAUCAUGUUUUCUGAAGUCGUAAAGCUUUACUGUAUGAUCUGUUGAAGUAGUGGUUAUUCAUUUGACGCAUUAGUUGUAAUGGAAGCCCGAACAGCAGCACUGGUCACCAUAUUCAGGAAAAAAAAUGGCAAAAAAAAGAAAAAAAAAAAAGAAAGAGAAAAUCCUCAGAUGUUUUUUGUAAUACUUUUAGAAUAUAUCUUAUGAAGUGGGUUUUGUAAGGAAACACUUUCUGAAUCAGUGGUGCUGUAUGCAUAGCACACUCAGUAAUACAUUUACACACAAUACAGCACAAAUACACUCAUCCUUUAACCCCCCCCCCCCCCCACUCGCGUUGUUUUUUGAUUUGUUUUUCACUCAUGUUGGCUCCUGCUAAUAAUUUUUAAGUCUUAAGCCAUUUCUUCCUCAACUCCUCCUCAUGUUUUUAACUAUUUUAACAGUCGGAGAUCAACUCUGGAACAAUAAACAUUUCAGUUGACUCUCACGAGACUUGAGAGGAAACGACACAAAAAAAAGGAGAAAUACAAAAAAGAA
Cololabis saira (Pacific saury) is the source of this 9005-nucleotide messenger RNA. It is a transcript of the gene cux1a, whose product is annotated as cut-like homeobox 1a. Gene Ontology annotation, biological process: regulation of DNA-templated transcription. Gene Ontology annotation, molecular function: DNA-binding transcription factor activity, RNA polymerase II-specific; DNA binding. The transcript has 23 exons. Bases 90 to 4253 code for a protein of 1387 amino acids. The record is from RefSeq and is a predicted model, not a curated record. NCBI's taxonomy places the organism in Eukaryota, Metazoa, Chordata, Actinopteri, Beloniformes, Belonidae.